CAAAUCAAAAAUUAUCGCGUGCAUAUAAAUUCUCCAAAUGUAGAAAUCUUCAAGAAGUGUCACAAGAACUUCAAUAGGUGUUUGAAUAUUUAAUGGUAACGUUGGAGAAGGAGGUCUCAGUAAAGUAUGUGUUUAUCCGCAACGAAGGGGAUAUUCAUCUAUGUCCUUUGAACUCCCCCAUACAGAAGUUGGUAUCACCUGGACUUAUGCAAAUCAAUCUCGUCUCAUAGGUGACGUUGUACACACAAUUAUACGGUCAAAAUGGCCGCCAGAGACACUUUCUUCCAAACUUAACAAAACAAAAUAACUUCGUAAUCGUCGGAUGGAAUGGUAUUUACCAGGUGGAGUUGCACAGUCUAGAACUUUAAACAGUAUAGAGAAAGCUUAGCCCUACCAAAAGUCGUGACGUUUUGUAACUUAUUCAUAUUUGGAGUCUGUACAUGGCCGAUGUUGAACCGGCAAAGACCGCGGCCAACGGGCCGACGGCCGGCCCGGGACAUCACCGCCUGAAGGCGACUGCAAAGCGGAAUCCCGGCAGUGCGGACCCGAAGAACAAGUCUCGUCUGGCGGCGUUGGCACCGGGAGAAAAUCUGAAAGAAAGACAGCAAAAGCUCAAGGAGGAGAAGGAGGCAAAGCGUGCUCACCUGGACUCCCGCCAUGAGUUCAUCAUCGAUGCCACGGCAGCCAGCCUCAAUCUGGACAAGACUGAGGUGGAAGAUGCCAUCUUGGAGGGUAACACGAUCGAGAAGAUGGAUAAAUUCUUUGACACUGAAGCCUCCAGCCAUCUGAUGUUCUUUUAUCAGGAGACGGAUGUUGGCCCAGAGACAGGUGGUAAACAUCCAUGGAUGCAAGAUGGAGGGACGGGAGAGCCAAUGCGAUUGGGUCCAGCCAGCAUCAAGUCAGGCAAGACAGGCAAGCCCAAGCUCUUUGUAACGGAUGGAGUAGAGGCACCGCUGUGCGGAAUCUGUGUCUUCUUUCUACGCGCCAACCCGAGCAAGCCCAUCACGUCAGAUAACGUCCACAAAGACCUGAUCUUCACAUCCAUGGACACCGGCGGGAUUGGCCUGCUCCAGGCCAUAGAGAGAUACCUGGGAGAUAUCUUCUUGCCAUUCCUGAAGGGAAACCAGAAUGGUUGGGGUCAGCUUGGGUCACAGGCCAAUCAGGGUACACGGAAAGAGUUCCUCCAAUCUCUGGAUGCCUUUGUAACCAUCCUGAACGCCGCCCAAGAUUCCUUGGAGGAGAGAGUAGAGCUGCGUAAGUGUGAGACCUACGAUUUGAGCAAGUUGACCAAGGCCUCCGACUACAUCACGGUGGCUAACAGCACCCAGGAUCUGGAGAUGAUUGAGGGCAUCAUGGCAGUCUGGAUCAAACAGAUUGAACAAGUCUUGACCGAAAGCGAACAAAUGCGCAAGGAGGCAGACAACAUUGGACCCCGGGCGGAGCUGGAGCAUUGGAAGAAGAGGAUGGCUCGUUUCAACUACCUCCUGGAGCAGCUGAAGGCACCGGAGGUCAAGGGGGUUUUGGGGGUGCUGCAGGCUGCCAAGAGUCGCUCCAUAAAGACCUGGAUGGAUCUUGAUCGACGUAUCACUGAUGCCGCCAACGAAGCCAAGGACAACGUGAAAUUCCUGUACACACUGGAUAAAUUCUGUGAUCCCCUGUACAACAGUGAUCCUAGUGGAAUGAUUGAAACCAUCCCAGGACUGAUCAAUGCCAUUCGCAUGAUCCACAGCAUAUCAAGAUUCUACAACACUUCUGAAAGGAUGACCUCACUGUUUGUGAAGGUGACCAACCAAAUGAUCACGUCCUGCAAAGCCUACAUCAGCGAGAAGGGCACCAUGAACGUCUGGGACCAGCCCACGGAGGAGCUGAUCCCUAAGCUCAAGGCUUGCAUCCACCUCAACCGCGAGUACCAGCGUCACUUCCAGCGCACCAAGCAGAAGCUGGAGACCAUGCCCAACGAGCGGCAGUUUGAGUUCUCCGAGAUGUACAUCUUCGGCAAGUUUGACACCUUCCAGCGUCGCCUGCAGAAGAUCAUCGACAUGUUUGACACCAUGGAGAUGUACUCUCACCUGGCUGAGACUAGGAUUGAGGGAAUGGAAAUCAUGGCCAACAAGUUUAUGGUGAUCUACACGUCCAUGAAGAAGAAACCCUAUGAUCUGUUGGACCAACGCAAGACUGAUUAUGAUAACGACUACCAAGACUUCAAGAGGAGCAUUGGGGAGCUACAUGCACAAAUUAAAUCUUUUAUGGACGCUACUUUUGACAAGAUCUACAACGUGCUCAGGGCCCUUCAGGUCAUGAAGAAGUUUGAGAGAAUAACCAUUCCUGGCCUUGGUAUUACCGAAAAGUAUGCCCUAAUCCUCUCCCGCUACGGCCGUGAGAUCGAGAACACCUCCCGCAACUACCAGCGGCACAAGAACGAGCCGCCGGUGGCCCGCGACCUGCCCCCGAUAGCAGGCAAGAUCACCUGGGCACGCCAGAUGUUCCAGCGUAUCCAGGAACCCAUGGAAGUCUUCCAGACCAUGCCCCACCUCCUGCAAGGGGCGGAGGCCAAGCGUAUCAUCAAGAACUACAACAAACUGGCCAAGGUGCUGAUGGAGUUUGAGGUCUUGUAUCACCGGGCGUGGCUCAGACAGGUUGAAGCCAUUAAGUCCGGCCUCCACGCCUCCCUGCUGGUCCGCCACCCAGAGACCAACGAGCUCUUUGUGAACUUUGACCCCCAGAUCCUGACCCUGAUCCGAGAGACAGAGUGCAUGAGCCGCCUAGGGUUGGACAUUCCUCUGGCGGCCAGAGCCAUCCGCCAGAAACAGGGAACCUUCAAGGAGCACUACAACAAGUUACAGUUACUGAUGGAAGAGAACAAGCGAGUGCGUGCCAAGAUCCAGCCUGCCUUUGAGUCCCUGAUGGUGCCACAUAUCAACAAGCUGGACAGCGUGGUGGAGCCAGGGUUGACCAUGCUGUCCUGGACUAGCAUGAACAUUGACGGCUACAUAGACACCGUCUACGAGUCAUUAGGUGAGCUGGAGCUCUUGAUGGACCGAGUCAACGACCUUUGUCAGUUCCGCAUCAACGCCGUCCUGUAUGACAUGAGCACCACCCUGCUCUGUGAGCUCCCUGAAGAGGAACCCUGGACUAUUGACCAGUUCCUGCAGAACACACAGGAUUUGUGUAACCGUGGGGCCAUCACCAUACAGAACAAGAGCACCCAGGUUGAGGAGGCGGCCAGUGAGCUCAUCAAUAUGCUAAUGAGCUACGAAGAGGAGAAGGAGGCAGAGGAAGAUGAGGAAGACGAAAAGGAGAAGGACGUCACUGAAGAGAAUGGUGAGAAGCUUCACACCAGCCCCACUCCUUCCCGUCUGAGUGCUCGCAGCCAGUCCCGCAGUCUGGGAAGCGGUGGGGUUCGUUCCCGGGCCCACUCAGCCGCGGCUGCCAACGUAGCCAAGCGCAAGCGGGAGAUGCAGGAGAACCUGGAGGAAGCAGCCCAGGAGCUGCUGGCCCACUUCAACCACCGCAACCUGGACGCCCUGCUCAAAGUGACACGGCAGACGCUAGACUCCAUCCGCAAGAGGGUGACCAGCAGCUCUAUUAUGAACUACAUUGACCUGCAGCGCAGCGACGUCCAGAAGAAGGACAGCCCCUUCUUCCGUUGCAACGUGACCCUGUCCAUCCCCAACAUCAUCAUGCAGCCUGCCCUUGACGAAGUCCAGCAGGCAGUCAAUAAGGCCGCUCAGCUGGUGUUGGGCGUGUCCAAGGGAGUGGCCCAGUGGAACAAGGAACGCAAGUCAAAGGCUAAGCAAGAGGCUGAUCUACGAGCCAUGGCUUUGGGUGACCAAGGACGACGCAGCAGCAUCUCCAGCAUGGCUGCAUCUGAGAGCUCCCGCAGUGACAUUGUGUCUCGCAAAGGAGGCCGUCCAGAAGACGCCCCCGUCCAAGCCAUCACUCCCCAGAUCCCGGCCAAGAACUACUUCAAGAGCGUCAGCGAGAACAAGGAAAUUGCCAAGCUGGUGUCUCUGCUGUCUACCUGUGUCAACUCCACCAAGAAGGAGGUGACCACGGCUCUGGAGCGCUUUGCCCACUACCACCCCAUCUGGCAGAAGGAGCGCAACGAGACGCUGGAGGAGUUCCUGGCCGCAGGACCCAAGCUCAGCGACUUCCAGGCCAUGCUGGUCCACUAUCGUGACCUGGAGGCCCAGAUCACGGCCGAACCCGAGUUCUAUAAUGUCGGCGCCAUUGCCCUCUUCACAGAGAACCUGAAGCUGGCCUUGACCACAGAGACCCACGCCUGGCAGCUGGCCUACAGCCGUGCCUGCAACGACAAGUACCGCACCAUGAUGGAGGACAUCUUUGACUUCAUCGAGGAGGUCAACAAGAGGCUAAACCGUCCCAUCAAGGACCUGGAUGACAUCCGCCUGGUCAUGCAGUCUCUCAAGGAGGUCCGGGAGAACGAGAUCCGCAUCGAUAUGGAGAUAGGACCCAUUGAGGAAUCCUACGCCCUCCUCAACAGGUAUGAGUUGUUGACGGCAAAGGAGGAUGCGGAGAAGGUGGACACUUUGCGCUACUCCUGGGAGCGGGUGGCGGCCCAGGCUGUGGAGAUGUCCCACCACCUGCUGCAGAUCCAGCCCGAGUUCCGCGGCGGGCUGCUCAGCAAUGUGGAAGAAUUCAUCACUGACUGCAGCGACUUCUACCAAGAUUAUCAUGAUAGUGGUCCCAUGGUCACUGGUAUCCCGCCCAAGGAAGCCAGUGACCGGCUGGUCAUCUACCAGAACCGUUUUGACACCCUGUACCGCAAGUUCAUCACCUACACCGGAGGGGAGGAGCUCUUUGGCCUUCCCGUCACCGAGUACCCGGAGCUUCUCCAGAUCAAGAAAGAGCUGAACCUCCUGCAGAAGCUCUAUGGGCUGUACAACGACGUCAUCGACCGCGUCAACGGCUAUUACGACAUCCUCUGGGCAGACGUUGACAUCGAGAAGAUCAACCAGGAGCUGAUUGAGUUCCAGAACAGAUGUCGUAAGCUCCCUCGUGCACUGAAGGAGUGGCCGGCCUUCAAUGACCUCAAGAACACUAUCGACGACUUCAAUGAGACCUGCCCGCUGCUGGAGCUGAUGACCAACAAAGCCAUGAAGCCUCGUCAUUGGCAGCGCAUGGCCGAGACCACCGGCCAUGUCUUUGAGGUGGAGAGCGAGACCUUCUGCCUCCGCAACAUCAUGGAGGCACCGCUGCUGCAGUGCAAGGAGGAUAUUGAGGAUAUCUGCAUCUCGGCUGUCAAGGAGAAGGACAUCGAGGCCAAGCUCAAGGCGACCAUUGCCGAAUGGAGCGCUCGGGAGCUCAUCUUUGCCAACUUCAAGAACCGAGGGGAGCUCCUCCUAAGAGGCGACAACAUCACCGAGGUCAUCAGCUUCAUGGAGGAUAGUCUGAUGGUGCUGGGCUCCCUACUCAGUAAUAGGUACAAUGCUCCUUUCAAGAAGACCAUUCAACAGUGGGUGCAGAAUUUAUCCAACACCAGCGAGAUCAUUGAACAGUGGAUGCAAGUGCAGAACCUCUGGGUUUACUUGGAGGCUGUGUUUGUGGGCGGGGACAUCGCCAAACAGCUGCCAAAGGAAGCCAAACGCUUUUCUAACAUUGACAAGUCCUGGGUGAAGAUCAUGGUGCGUGCCCACGAGAACACCAACGUAGUCCAGUGCUGUGUCGGUGAUGAGUUUAUGGGACAGCUGCUACCUCACCUACUAGAGCAGUUGGAACUCUGCCAGAAGUCACUGACUGGUUACCUGGAGAAGAAACGACUCCUGUUCCCCCGCUUCUUCUUUGUUUCGGAUCCAGCCCUCUUGGAGAUCCUGGGCCAGGCCUCAGACUCCCAUACCAUCCAGGCCCAUCUCCUCAGCAUCUUUGACAACACCAAGACCGUCAAGUUCCACGAGAAGAACUACGACCAGAUCCUGGCCAUCAUCUCCUCGGAAGGCGAGACCAUCGAGCUGGAGAAGCCAAUUAAGGCGGAGGGCAACGUGGAGAUCUGGCUGAUGAAUCUGAUGAUGAUGUCACAGCGGUCAGUUCAUGGUGUGAUCCGCACUGCCGCCAUGGCCGUCCAAGAUUCCAGCUUCAAUCUCAUUGAGUUCCUGAAUUCCUAUCCUGCACAGGUGGGUCUGCUGGGCAUUCAGAUGAUCUGGACCCGCGACGCCCAAGAGGCUCUGGUCAAUGCCAAGUACGAUCGCAAGGUCAUGCAGCAGACCAACCAGGGCUUUCUGGACCUCCUGAAUCUCCUCAUCGAGCAGACCACCCGUAACCUGACCAAGGUGGAGCGUACCAAGUUUGAGACCCUCAUCACCAUCCACGUCCACCAGAGAGACAUCUUUGAUGAUCUUGUACGGAUGCACAUUAAGUCUCCCACCGACUUUGAGUGGCUGAAGCAGACGCGCUUCUACUUCAACGAAGACAACGACAAGAUGCUGGUGUCCAUCACGGACGUAGACUUUCUGUAUCAGAAUGAGUUCUUAGGAUGCACGGAGCGACUCGUCAUUACGCCCCUCACUGACAGAUGCUACAUCACCCUUGCGCAGGCCUUGGGCAUGAGCAUGGGUGGUGCCCCAGCCGGGCCAGCCGGCACCGGCAAGACGGAGACCACCAAGGACAUGGGCCGAGCCCUUGGCAAAUAUGUGGUUGUCUUCAACUGCUCAGACCAGAUGGACUACCGCGGGCUGGGCCGCAUCUACAAAGGCCUGGCCCAGUCGGGCAGCUGGGGUUGCUUUGAUGAGUUCAACCGGAUUGACCUGCCUGUGCUGUCGGUGGCUGCGCAGCAGAUCGCGAUUGUCCUUACGGCGAAGAAGGAACGCAAGAAGCAGUUUAUAUUCACCGACGGUGACAAUGUCGAUCUGAAUCCAGAGUUUGGGCUCUUCCUCACAAUGAAUCCGGGCUACGCUGGUCGGCAGGAGUUGCCCGAGAACCUGAAAAUCAACUUCCGUACAGUGGCCAUGAUGGUGCCGGACAGGCAGAUCAUCAUCCGCGUCAAGCUAGCCAGCUGCGGCUUUAUGGAAAACAUCAUCCUGGCUCGCAAGUUCUACACCCUCUACAAGCUGUGCGAGGAACAGCUGACAAAACAGGUGCAUUAUGACUUUGGUCUGCGCAACAUCCUGUCUGUCCUACGUACCCUUGGUGCUGCCAAGAGAGCCAACCCCACCGACAGUGAGUCAACCAUCGUCAUGCGUGUACUCAGGGACAUGAACUUGUCCAAACUGGUGGAUGAGGAUGAACCUCUUUUCCUCUCCCUCAUCAAUGAUCUCUUCCCGGGGAUCACCUUGGACAAAGCCGGCUACCCUGAGCUUGAGACAGCCAUUAGCCUCAGAGUGGAGGAGGCGGGGCUUGUGAACCAUCCCCCCUGGUGUCUCAAACUUAUUCAGUUGUUUGAGACCCAGCGAGUUCGUCAUGGCAUGAUGGCCCUUGGCCCGUCUGGGGCAGGCAAGACAUGCUGCAUCCACAUCUUGAUGAAGGCCAUGACAGACUGCGGGGAACCUCACCGGGAGAUGCGUAUGAACCCCAAGGCCAUAACCGCCCCGCAGAUGUUUGGCCGGCUGGACGUGGCCACUAAUGACUGGACGGAUGGUAUCUUCUCCACGCUGUGGCGCCGCACCCUCCGGGCCAAGAAAGGUGAGCAUGUCUGGCUUGUUUUGGACGGCCCUGUGGACGCUAUCUGGAUCGAGAACCUCAACUCUGUCCUGGACGACAACAAGACCCUGACUCUGGCCAACGGUGAUCGCAUCCCCAUGGCGCCCAACUGUAAGAUUGUCUUUGAGCCUCACAAUAUCGACAACGCCUCGCCUGCCACCGUCUCCCGCAACGGCAUGGUGUAUAUGAGCUCCUCCGGUCUGAACUGGAAACCCAUCUUGGAUGGCUGGCUGAUGAAGCGUAACUUACAGGAGGCGGAGACGAUCCGCAACCUCUUUGAGAACUCCUUCCCCCACAUCUACACCUUUGCCCUGCAGAACCUCACCUUCAAGAUGGACAUCCUGGAGUGCAUGGUCAUUGCCCAGGCUAUCACCCUUCUCCAGGGGCUGAUCCCCAACAAAGAUGACAAAGAAGGAGGGGGCUGCUCCUCGGAUCACCUUGAGAAGCUGUACGUCUUCGUCGUCAUGUGGAGCGUAGGUGCCCUGCUGGAGCUGGAAGACCGCGCUAAGCUGCAAGAGUUCAUCACCAACCACGAGGAGUUUACUCUCAACCUGCCUCCUCUCAAGCCCGGAUCAGACGAGACCAUCUUUGAUUACUUGAUCGAUAACGAAGGGAACUGGCAGCAUUGGAAUACCAGAGUAGAGGAUUGGGUCUACCCAUCAGACUCCACCCCAGAGUACGGCUCCAUCCUCGUACCCAACGUGGACAACGUGCGCACAGACUUCCUGAUCCACACAGUGGCCAAGCAGAGCAAGGCUGUGUUGCUGAUAGGUGAGCAGGGCACGGCUAAGACCGUCAUGAUCAAAGGCUACAUGUCCAAGUACAACCCUGAGCAGCACAUGAGCAAGAGCUUCAACUUCUCCUCAGCUACCUCCCCGCUCAUGUUCCAGCGUACCAUUGAGAGCUAUGUGGACAAGCGUAUGGGGAACACCUUCGGUCCUCCUGCGGGCAAGAAGAUGACUGUGUUUGUGGAUGACAUCAACAUGCCCAUCAUUAACGAAUGGGGAGAUCAGAUCACCAAUGAGAUCGUUCGUCAGAUGAUGGAGUUUGGCGGUUUCUACAACCUGGAAAAGCCGGGUGACUUCACCAUCAUCGCCGACAUCCAGAUGAUGGCGGCCAUGAUCCAGCCGGGCGGCGGGCGGAACGACAUCCCCCAACGCCUCAAGAGGGAGUUCUCCAUCUUCAACUGCACUUUGCCGUCCAAUUCCUCCAUUGACAAGAUCUUUGGUGUUAUUGGUUCCGGCCAUUACUGUGCUCAGCGUGAAUUCACGGAGGAAGUCAGGGAACUAGCCAAAUCACUGGUCCCCAUCACUCGCCGGUUGUGGCAGCUAACAAAGAUCAAGAUGUUGCCUACACCUGCCAAGUUCCACUACGUUUUCAACCUGCGUGAUCUGUCUCGCAUCUGGCAGGGGAUGAUCAACACCUUAGCAGAGGUCGUGACCUCUCAAGACGUCCUCAUGUGGCUCUGGAAACAUGAGUGUAUGCGCGUCAUUGCCGAUCGCUUCACCAACCCGCAGGACACUGAAUGGUUCCAGAAGACAAUGUCCAGGGUGAUAGGAGAGGAGCUUGGGGAGCAGCUACAGAGCUAUGUGGAGCCCAACCGCUACUUUGUGGACUUCAUGAGGGAUGCCGCAGAGGCAACGGGUGAUGAGCCAGAUGACGCCGACUUUGACAUGCCCAAGAUCUACGAGCCGGUGGAGUCCUUUGAAGUCUUAGAGGAGCGUCUGCAGAUGUUCAUGGGACAGUACAACGAGAGCAUCCGGGGGGCCAAUAUGGAUCUGGUGUUCUUCAAGGAUGCCAUGAUUCAUCUUGUCAAGAUUUCCAGGGUGAUUCGUACCCCCCGAGGUAACUCUCUCCUUGUCGGCGUGGGUGGUUCUGGUAAACAGAGCCUGACCAAGAUAGCCUCCUUCAUAGCCGGUUACAAGACCUUCCAGAUAACCCUGACGAGAUCAUACAACCAGUCCAACCUCAUGGAAGACUUGAAGGUUCUGUACCGAACUGCUGGUCAGCAAGGCAAGGGAAUUACCUUCAUCUUCACAGACAAUGAGAUCAAAGAGGAAAGUUUCCUGGAGUAUCUCAACAAUGUCCUGUCCUCAGGAGAGGUGUCCAACCUCUUUGCCCGUGACGAGAUCGAUGAAAUCCAACAAGAGUUGAUCCCCAUCAUGAAGAAGGAAUACCCUCGCCGACCACCAACCACCGAGAACCUGUAUGAUUACUUCAUCACUCGCUCCAGGCAGAACCUCCACGUUGUUCUCUGCUUCUCACCUGUUGGAGAGAAAUUCCGGAACCGUGCUUUGAAGUUCCCAGGUCUUAUCUCGGGCUGUACCAUUGACUGGUUCAGCCGUUGGCCCAAGGAUGCCCUGAUCGCCGUGGCUGAUCACUUCCUGGCGUCCUUCGACAUCUCGUGCACCGAUCCCGUCAAAAAGCAGCUGGUGCAGGCCAUGGGGUCCAUCCAGGAUGGUGUAGCCGAGUCCUGUGUGGAGUACUUUGAGAGAUUCCGUCGAGCGACCCACGUGACCCCCAAGUCCUACCUGUCCUUCAUUGCCGGCUACAAGGACAUCUACUCCCUGAAGUUUGGCGAGAUUAAUGAGCUGUCCAACCGGAUGACCACUGGGCUGGACAAGCUGGUGGAAGCAUCUCAGUCAGUGGCUGAGCUGAGCAAAGAGCUGGCCGUCAAAGAGAAGGAGCUGGCCGUCGCUUCCAAAGAAGCAGAAGCGGUUUUGUCGGCUGUGACUCAGAAGGCGCAGGCUGCUGAAAAGGUCAAGGCCCAGGUGCAAAAGGUCAAGGACAAAGCCCAGGCUAUUGUGGAUGAGAUCAAUGCAGACAAGGCAGUAGCCUUGACUAAGCUGGAGGCCGCCAAGCCGGCCCUGGAGGAAGCAGAGGCGGCACUCAACACCAUCAAGCCGGCCGACAUCGCCACCGUCCGUAAGCUGGGCAAGCCGCCCUCGCUCAUCCAGCGCAUCAUGGACUGUGUGCUGCUUCUCUUCCAGGUCAAACUGGAACCCACGUCGCUUGACCCUGACAGGCCCAGCCCAAAGGCUUCCUGGAGUCACUCACUCAAGCUGAUGGGUGGGUCAGGAUUCUUAGGUAAUCUCCUGAAGUUUCCAAAGGACACCAUCAAUGAGGAGACUGUGGAACUAUUGGCACCGUACCUGGAUUCCGAGGAUUACAACCUGGAAACUGCCAAAAAGGUGUGCGGAAAUGUUGCCGGUUUGUGCUCCUGGACCAAAGCCAUGGCGUUCUUCUACGGCAUCAAUAAGGAAGUGCUUCCGCUCAAGGCCAAUCUGGCUGUCCAAGAGGCUCGCCUGGAGGUGGCCAAUAAGGACCUGGCAAAGGCCCAGGCCCAACUGGACGAGAAGCAGAAAGAGCUGGACGCAGCCCAGGCGGAGUACGAUGCUGCCAUGAAGAAGAAACAGGACCUUCUGGAUGAUGCAGAGACGUGCCGACGGAAGAUGAACUCUGCCUCAGCUCUGAUCAACGGCCUGGGCGGUGAGAAGGAACGGUGGACGCAGCAAAACAAGGAAUUCAAAGCGGCCAUUGGAAGGUUGGUUGGGGAUGUCUUGCUGGCCACUGGCUUUCUGUCCUACGAGGGACCGUUCAACCAGGAGUUCCGCACCCGUCUGCUGAUGGACUGGAAGAAGGAGCUGAAGUCACGCAAGAUCCCCUACAGCACCAACAUCAACCUGAUUGAGAUGCUUGUUGACAAUCCUACUAUAUCCGAGUGGAAUAUGCAGGGUCUACCCAAUGACGAGCUAUCCAUCCAGAACGGUAUCAUCGUGACCAAGGCUGCUCGAUUCCCCUUGCUGAUUGACCCCCAGGGGCAGGGCAAGAUUUGGAUCAAGAACCGAGAGGCAAAGAAUGAAAUGCAGCUGACUUCCUUGAACCACAAGUACUUCCGGACCCAUCUGGAGGAUUCCCUGUCUCUCGGCCGACCACUGAUGAUCGAGGAUAUCGGGGAGGAGCUGGACCCUGCCUUGGAUAAUGUCCUGGAGAAGAAUUUCAUCAAGAGCGGCAGCACCUACAAGGUCAAAGUGGGCGACAAAGAGGUAGACGUGAUGGACGGUUUCCGUCUGUACAUCACUACCAAGCUUCCCAAUCCUGCCUACACCCCGGAGGUCAGUGCCAAGACGUCUAUCAUUGACUUCACUGUGACCAUGAAGGGCCUGGAGGAUCAGCUGCUAGGCCGGGUCAUCCUGACAGAGAAGAACGAACUGGAGGCAGAAAGGACUAAGUUGGUGGAAGAUGUUACCAGUAACAAGCGUAAGAUGAAGGAGCUUGAGGACAAUCUCCUGUAUCGCCUGACCAGCACCCAGGGAUCUCUGGUGGACGACGAGUCCUUGAUCAGUGUCUUGUCCAACACCAAGACCACUGCCGAGGAAGUCAGCCAGAAGCUGCAGGUGGCUGCAGAGACGGAAGUCAAGAUCAACACAGCCAGAGAGGAGUUUAGACCAGUGGCCAACAGAGGCAGUAUUCUGUACUUCUUGAUCUGCGAAAUGAGCAUGGUAAACGUCAUGUACCAGACUUCCUUGAAGCAGUUCCUGGGUCUGUUUGACAUGUCCAUGGCAAACUCAACAAAGAGCCCCAUCACAAGCAAGCGGAUUGCCAACAUCAUUGAUUACAUGACCUUCGCAGUGUUUAAGUAUGCAGCGAGGGGCUUGUAUGAAAAAGACAAGUUGAUGUUCACGAUUUUGCUGACCCUCAAAGUUGACAUGGUCAGCGGAAAAGUCAAACAUGACGAGUUCAACACACUCAUCAAAGGUGGAGCUUCCCUGGACCUGAAGGCUUGCCCUCCCAAACCCAGCAAGUGGAUUCUAGAUAUCACCUGGCUGAAUCUGGUGGAACUGAGCAAACUCAAACAUUUCAGUGACAUUCUGAACCAGGUUGGCCGUAAUGAGAAGCAAUGGAAGCAUUGGUUUGACAAGGAGGCUCCCGAGGAUGAGACCAUCCCAGACGGCUACCAGAAUUCCCUGGACGUCUUUAGGAGACUGCUACUGGUGCGAUCUUGGUGUCCUGACAGGACACUGUCACAGGCUAGGAAGUAUAUUGUGGACUCCUUAGGUGAAAGGUAUGCCGAGGGAGUCAUCUUGGAUUUGGAGACAACUUGGGAGGAGUCGGACAUCCGCAUCCCUCUCAUCUGCUUCUUGUCCAUGGGCAGUGACCCGACCAACAUGAUUGAGUCGCUAGCCAAGAAGAAAAAGAUUGAGUGCCGUGCCAUCUCCAUGGGGCAAGGCCAGGAAGUGCACGCCCGGCGCCUGAUGAGCCAGUCACAGGCUGGUGGUGGUUGGGUGCUGCUGCAGAACUGCCACUUGUCGCUGUCCUUCCUGGGUGAGGUCAUGGACACGGUGGUGGAGACAGAAAACGUGCACGACACCUUCCGGCUCUGGAUGACCACGGAGGUCCAUCCCAGCUUCCCCAUCAGCCUGCUGCAGAUGUGUAUCAAGUUCACCAAUGAGCCUCCUCAGGGUGUGAAGGCCGGAUUAAAACGAACCUAUGCCGGCAUUAGCCAGGACCAGCUGGAUGUCUCCAACAUGCCACAGUGGAAGCCCAUGUUGUAUGCUACCGCUGUACUUCACACAGUGGUGCAGGAGAGACGGAAGUUUGGUCCUCUAGGUUGGAACAUCCCUUACGAGUUCAACUCAGCCGAUUUCACUGCCACUGUCCAGUUCAUGCAGAACCACCUGGAUGACAUGGACAUUAAGAAGGGUGUGUCAUGGUUGACUGUGCGCUACAUGAUUGGAGAGAUCCAGUAUGGAGGUCGUGUAACCGAUGAUUUCGACAAGCGUCUCCUGAACACCUUUGCGAGGGUUUGGUUCAGCGAGCAGAUGUUCACCACCAGCUUCUGUUUCUACAAGGGUUAUCAAAUUCCUAAGGGCACGCAGGUCCAGCAUUAUGUUGACUACAUCAACAGCUUGCCCAACACAGACACUCCCGAAGUCUUUGGGCUUCAUCCUAAUGCUGACAUCACGUAUCAGAGUAACACGGCUAGGGAGGUCCUCAGCACCAUCCUCAGCAUCCAACCCAAGGACAGCGGAGGAAGCGGAGGGGAGACCAGAGAGGUGGUGGUGCAGAGAAUGGCUGACGACAUGUUGGAGAAGCUACCUCAGGAUUACAUUCCAUUUGAGGUCAGAGAGCGGAUUCAGAAGAUGGGAGCCUUGCAGCCGAUGAACAUCUUCCUGAAGCAGGAGAUAGAUCGUAUGCAGCGUGUUAUUACGCUGGUCAGGAACACGCUGACGGACUUGAAGCUGGCUAUUGAUGGCACCAUCAUCAUGAAUGAAAACCUACGAGAUGCUCUGGACUGCAUGUACGAUGCUCGCAUCCCGCAAUCCUGGAAGAAGAUCUCUUGGGCAUCGUCCACACUCGGCUUCUGGUUUUCAGAGUUGAUCGAGCGUGACAGCCAGUUCCGCAGCUGGUGCUUCGAUGGUCGGCCCAACACAUUCUGGAUGACUGGCUUCUUCAAUCCUCAGGGAUUCUUGACAGCGAUGAGACAGGAAGUUACCCGCGCCCACAAAGGCUGGGCCUUGGACAGCGUCAUCCUGCACAAUGAUGUCACCCGGUUCUUCAAGGAUGACAUCAGCCAGUCCCCGGCAGAGGGUGUCUACGUCAGUGGCCUCUUCCUGGAAGGUGCUUCCUGGGAUCGCCGUGGCAUCCGCCUCAUCGAGCCCAAACCGAAAGUCCUCUUUGAGCCUCUGCCAGUCAUACACAUCUACGCUAUUAACAGUACAGGAGGAAAGGACCCCAGGAUGUACGAGUGUCCCAUCUACAAGAAACCUGUGAGGACGGACUUAACAUUCAUCGCAACCGUUGACCUCAAGACAACCCAGAAUCCUGAUCACUGGAUUCUGCGUGGUGUGGCAUUACUCUGUGACAUCAAGUAGAGCCCUCUUGUGUCAGGUGCUUUUUUGGGAGUAGUUAACAUUUUGUGCUUUGAGGUAAAAUGCAAAGGGGACAAAAUGUUAACUUCCUCCAAAAAGCCCAAGCCAUUUUUAUCAUUUCAUAUGCCUGGAGCACUUUUAAUGCACUGUGUCUGCCAUGUUACCACUGAAACAUUUCAAAGCAAUGAUUUACAUUAUUUUUCUUUCAAACAUUGCAUUUUUUUAGAGUCAAGCAUCACAGUCAUUGUUAACAGAAAAUUUAGUAGUUUGCCAAGACCUGCUGGAAAGCUUAGCAUUGGCAUUUUUUAGACAGAGCUGCCAAACCAGGACACUAUCUCGUUUUGGUCAACCAUUGAACACAAAAGAUCUUAUCCAAAUGGAAUUACGCCUGAACAAAAUAGCUUCCAUACCUCAACAAGGCUAAUUCUGCUUCACUGCAUGCACAUCUUCAUAACGAAAAAGAGUCUUGCUUGCUCACUUAAUCAAUCCAUUUCUUUCAAUAACUUAACAUUUUACUAGCUUUAAAUGCAGUUCGAGCAGAGUGAAAUUAGUUUUAUGAAUUUUUCUCAUCGUCUGAAUUUUGAAUAUGAGGAAGUUGCUAAAUAUUUCUGACAUAGUAAAAGUCUUGUCAUAGUAAUAUGUAUUGUAAUUGUAUAUAUUUAGAAAUCUAGAACUUGACAAUGCACCCCACUACCUAAGCAUUUCUUGUUCUUUAGGUGUACAAGCUUUCUAUUUUUCUAUAUUUUUAUGAUCAAAAUCAACCAACGUAACAUUCCACUUUGUGUGAAUAAAUGUAAACUGAAAAGAAGUAAUUUGAGAUUUUUGAAAUUAAUGGAAUAAAUCCGUCCAUUCUUCUGCACUGUCAUUUCUGAGCCACGUAGUUUGACACGGUAUCAUACCAUUGUUUUUCACUGCAUUUCUAUUAACUGUACAUGCUUAAAUUAGUUAUAACCAAACUCUUUCAAGCAAAGAAGCAAAGAAAUAUAAGUGUCCUACUUAUAGUUUAAGUCAACUUUAACGAGCCCGUUCGGUAUUUCAAAAAGCCAAGGUCUUUUGGGGACAAAGCACCCUUGUGAGUCAGCAUAAUGCUGGUACAACAGACUAUCAUGUGCGCGUGUAACUGUUCCCAAACAACCUCAUAUGUACUGGGCAUGUGCUGUUGGAAUACCAAUCUGGUUCGUUCCCAGUCAUGUAAGCUGCCAACUGUUUUAUCACUUGAUUCCGUCCCAUAUUCAUAUCACAUACAUGUACCAUGGUUACACAGUCCCACGCACACUGCACUAUACCAGCUCAUAUUCACCACAACGGACAUCCCGUUUCUUUUUUUUUACCGGUUCAUAUGGCAGCUUCAGAAUGGAAACUGGCCAUUAUGGUUUGAAUGACUCAAUUCAAACCAAGUUUUCUUUGUGAAGCUGAAGAUGAACCGGUGAAAGAAGAGAGAAAAUUCGGAGAGGGACUGCGGGACGUUGCAAGUCAAAGCUAUACAUGCAGAACAUACACAAGUGACCAGACUACAGAUAACAAAUGAUCUAAAUACCUGCAGGUGUAGGUUUGAAGCUGCAGCUUUUGAGGACAAAAUGGACUAAAGUUUUGUAACUUGAAUUCUGCAAGGGAAUGGUUGUAAAUUGACAUACUUGUGGAUCCUUAAUUCACUUUAUUUUUAGCUGUUUUGGCGAAACAGCUCUUGGCUUUGUUCAAGUUUUUUUUCUUUUAAAUUUUUUGUCUUUUGUUAUAAAGUGCCUGGGGAAAUUGGACAGAUGACAAAUUUCAAAGCUUUAACAUUUCUAGGUAAAAUAUAAGAGGUGCUGGGCAUUGGGGAUCAAAAGUGUAUUAGUAGUUCAGAUCAGUUGUUACUGGAGGCUUUGAAGAGUUUUGUGAUCAAGGAAAAUGAUAUAACACACCUUCACAUUGAUUAAUAAUCUGACUGAAUUCACAUUAUGACUGUACUGAAUUACAGUUUCAAUGAAGCACCUAAUUGUGGGCUCUAAUUAAAUAUAUGUAAUUAUGUUGUGCAUUGUCGUAAUGUGGUUUUUGUGUGUGCUGUGAAAAUUAAUAGCUGAACUGAAAACAAAGUGCUUUAUUUUUGAACAAAAGUAACUUAAUUCUAUGCACUGAGAUUGCUUAGAUGAUAAGGUAUACAUGUAGAUAGUUAUUUCAAAAAUAAAGGCACUGUUGAAAAAUCCACUGUCUUUCUUUACCGAAAAUACUUGUAGAAAUAAAUAGAUCUGAAUGAAGCUCCUUAUGCAAAUGUUUCAAGUCUAAACCUUAUUUCUUUUUUUUUGAAUUUAGAAUGAAAUCAUGCUAUUCUUCAAUCAGUAGUUUCUCAUGUUAUUUGUGCAAGUUUUAUAUCAAAAUCUGUCGAAGAUAUACAGGUGCUUUAGAAAAUGUAGGGUGUUGUGUUACACGAGAAAAAAUUGCCGUGGACAUAAAUAUAGAACCAGUGUUUACAAAGUUUUUUCUUGCCUAGUGAACUUAUGUAUUGUUUCUUCUCUCCAUACCAACUCCUUAAAGCAUCCUUAGCAGUGAAAUUCAAUGUCAGUUUCACUCCAUCAUUUCAAGGAUUUGGCCCAAGGAGUUUUUAAAACUCUCGUUUAAGGGAUGACUCUGUACGUACUGUGUGUGAAAUUAUACGCUAGCACUCUGCAGUGUUUGUUGAAUUCAAUAAAUUUUGUGAUUUGAUACAAAACAAACUGUC
Acanthaster planci (crown-of-thorns starfish) is the source of this 17220-nucleotide messenger RNA. It is a transcript of the gene dnah5, whose product is annotated as dynein axonemal heavy chain 5. Gene Ontology annotation, biological process: microtubule-based movement. Gene Ontology annotation, cellular component: axonemal dynein complex. Lineage: Eukaryota; Metazoa; Echinodermata; Asteroidea; Valvatida; Acanthasteridae. The record is from RefSeq and is a predicted model, not a curated record. Gene Ontology annotation, molecular function: minus-end-directed microtubule motor activity; dynein light intermediate chain binding; ATP hydrolysis activity.